This is a messenger RNA of Chironomus riparius, 1134 nucleotides long. NCBI's taxonomy places the organism in Eukaryota, Metazoa, Arthropoda, Insecta, Diptera, Chironomidae. The record is from the annotation of a GenBank genome assembly.
AUGUUGUUUAUGUCUUAUUUUAUUAAGUUGAUAAUGUGCUUGAUGCUGUUCUCAAUUGCCAGUGUGUAUAGUAACAAAAAACCAAAACACAAUACAUGCUCACCAGAAGAAUCCUGCUUGCCUCACUUUGAAUGUAAAGCUGUAACAAAUUUAACAUCAAAAGGAUUUUUGACUCAAGAUGAACGAGCAUAUUUAAGAACUAAAUUUUGCAAAAGAAUUAACUAUCUUGAUCAUUUUUGUUGCGACACUGAAUCUGAUCAGAAUAGUUCUUUAGAUUCUCGACUGUCUUCACACUUGCCUAGCGUACCAAAAUGUGGAAUAUAUUUUCAGGAUAAGAUCACUCUCGGGGAAAAUACUUUCAUUGACGAAUAUCCAUGGUAUGCCUUGAUCCAAUACUUGAAGCCGGAUAAUGAAAUUGAACAUCGCUGUGGAGGAAGCUUGAUCAAUAAGCGUUUUGUCCUUACUGCUGCACACUGUUAUAGAAGAAUUCCAAAGAAAUGGAAGCUAUCAAAAGUUAGACUUGGGGAGUGGGAUCAAAGAACAAAUCCUGACUGUCAAACUAUCGAAAAUGAAGUAAUAUGCAAUAAUGAUCAUCUGGAAGUUCCAGUUGUUGAGGUCAUUGUACAUCCAGAAUAUUAUUCACUUGGAGCUGCUCAAUACAAUGACAUUGCAUUGUUGAAAUUGCAACAAGAUGUUGAAUAUACCGCAUGGAUUAAGCCUAUUUGCUUGCCUUUAGAUUCAAGAAUUAGAACAACUGACUUUACAUCACAUAACUUAGAGGUUGCUGGAUUUGGAUUAACUGAAACUGGCUAUGCAAGUCCUGUUAAGAAGAGAGUUUAUUUGGAUGGAGUUGCUCAAGCUCAAUGUCAAAGGUCUUAUAGGACAAUAGGUGUGAGAAUCUUCGAUAAUCAGAUUUGUUUUGGUGGCAUGGAUGGAAAAGAUUCAUGUAAUGGAGACUCUGGCAGUCCAUUGAUGAAAUUCGGAAAGUUUCCACAUUCAAAGUUUUCACACUACAUGCAAGUAGGUCUUGUUUCCUUUGGUCCAAAAAAUUGUGGAACUGAUAAUUUCCCAGGAGUUUAUGUUCGUUUGGCAGACUAUAUGGACUGGAUAAUUGAUAACUCUCAACUAAACUAA